Messenger RNA from Ectocarpus sp. CCAP 1310/34, 2141 nucleotides. Lineage: Eukaryota; Phaeophyceae; Ectocarpales; Ectocarpaceae. The record is from the annotation of a GenBank genome assembly.
AUGACCGAAACCUUCUUGCUGCUGCGUAUCCGCCGCGAGGCGUGCGUGUGGUGGUGGAGUUGGGUCGGCACUGAUGGGGUCAGGCGGGAAAAUGUAGAUGCGCGGACCUUUCUGGCCGUCGGCUUAGGCAGUGAUGCCCAUAUCAUUUUUGUGCGUGGAGGCAGACACCAUCAGAAAGGUGGACGGGCACUACACGGCCCUAGGUUUGCUAGAGGGAGCUGUAUUGCCUCAGUAACCUGGCUUCGCCAUCAAAGGAGGAGGGAGCAGGUGGCGACGAGCUGAACUGGGCUGGUUGACCAUUCGGCGCGAGAUUUUUUUUUUUCAGACCAAGAACCUUGAGUGCAAUGAGGGAGAAAGCGNGAGGGAGAAAGCGAGGAACCGACUGGGAAGGACAGCAACGAGAGCGUGUACGGACGGAGAAGGUCGAGUGGCGUUUUGCUCGGACUGACUACAGCGGCGCCAGAUGGAGCUGUGGCACCGGAGCAUGCGGGCGACAUCGACCCGUGGCGCACGGACAAACAUUUAUAUCUGAUCUGUGUUGUCAAUUUUUCUCGUUUUUUUCCUGAUUUUCGGUGUUCGUUCUAUGUGAUGACGUCGUCACCGGUUUUGUAGAGAGACCCGUCGGAGAUGGCGUGGCUAACCCGGGUGCAAUGACUUUGUGUCUGANGGCACCGGAGCAUGCGGGCGACAUCGACCCGUGGCGCACGGACAAACAUUUCUGUCUGGGUGUUGUCAAUUUUUUUCGUUUUUUUUUCUGACUUUCCGUGCUGGUUUUGUGUGAUGACGUCGUCACCGGUUUUGUAGAGAGACCCGUCGGAGAUGGCGUGGCUAACCCGGGUGCAAUGACUUUGUGUCUGAUCGUGGAAGACCCCUUCAAUGUGGAACGAUUCUUAGCUAGUGUCGAUAUUUUUCACUGCAGUGCCUAACACAGACGAUCGGGAGAGAUUCGGGUGAUUGUCAAUUGCUGCUAUGAUGGCUUUGGUUGGUUGUUCUUUUUCACUGUACGGCCGCAGACACAUUCUGACAGCACUUCAGACAGCAGCGUUGUGCCCCGCCUGUUGCUUGUUCCAUACCUACCAUGGUGUUUUUGUACAGACAACACUUCAGACAGCAGUGUGCUGUAGUCGGCAAUCUUCCUUUUUGGUAUAGAGUGGGACAGGGAGGGGGUGAUGGUACUGUAGUCGAACGGUGGGACGGACGUGCAGUACAGUUUUUGGGCACGAAUACUUGUACGGUGCUGCAGGGAUUUUUAGGUGUACCUCUUCGGGCUCUUGGAUACCUUUUUCUCGUAACAUGUGUGCGUGUUCUUUAGAUCCUCAGAUGGCUCUAGCACUUUCGUGACCACGGGCUGAGAGUCUUUGCUAGAUUUUGGCAUUUAGCAACUGACAUACGGUUUAAUGUGAAGACAACAAUAACACACUUCGGUGGAGACAGAGUAGGUUGGACAUCGACGAACAUGUAAAAGCCUCUCCAUCUAUCUAUCUUUUGUGUGGGAAGGGGCGCCCGAUGAAACCUGUUUGCAAGUAGAUUUUCACUUGAACUGCUGUUCAUGAACCAGCAGGAGAAUUGCACACGCGCUUACUGCAUGCAUCACGGAACUUUGUGUUGUGCGGACUGCGUAGGUGGAGGAUGCGAAAAAGAUACUGAUUCGCUCCUGUUUUUGAGACCGCGGCGGCAGUGAUGUAGGACAGCCGCGCACCUGCAUAAUAACCAGAAAAAUAAUUGACCCCACAAGAGAUGUUUGUCCGUGCGCCACGGUUCGAUGCCGUCCGCAUGCUCCGGUUCCGCUACUCCGGUGCCGCUGUGGCCAGUCCUAGCACGACCAAACUCGACCCGCUCCCCUUCGUACACGCUCUCGUUGCUGUCCUUCCCAGUCGGUUCCUCGCUUUCUCCCUCGUUGCACUUAGAGUUCUUGGUCUGAAAAUUCUCGCGCCGAAGGGUCAACCAGCCCAAUCAGCUCGUCACCACCUGCUGCCCCCCCUCCUUUGAUGGCAAAAACAGGUUACUGAGACAAUACAGCUCCCUCUAGCAAAGCUAGGGCCGUGUACAUAGUGCCCGUCCACCUUUCUGAUGAUGUCUGCCUCCGCGCACAACGAUGAGAUGCGCAUUGCUGCCUACACCGACGGCCUGGAGGCCCGCGC